GGGGGCAGAGCGGCCCGGCCCGGGGCUUCUCUCGCCUCUCCCCUUGAGCCCCGCCCCCCUCCUCGACCCGGCUCCGGCUUCGGUUCCGGCUCCGUGUGGCGGCUCCCGUGGGGUGCAUGUGAUUUCAGAGUCCUUGGGGACAGAAUGACACGAUGGAUGAUGGGGGCAACCCCUUCCUUCCAGACAGUAUUAUUUACCAGAUCUUCUUGAGCCUGAGCCAUGAAGAUGUGCUAGCUGCAGGGUUGGUGUGCCGCCAGUGGCAGGCAGUGUCUCGAGAUGAGUUCCUGUGGAAGGAGCUGUUUUACCGAUACUACCAAGUGGCCCGAGAUGUCCCCCGUCAUCCAGCUGCUGUCUCCUGGUAUGAGGAGUUUCAGAGGCUCUAUGACACCAUCCCUUGUGUGGAAGUACAGACCUUGAGAGAACAUACUGAUCAGGUCCUCCAUCUCAGCUUUUCACAUACAGGAUACCUGUUUGCAUCCUGUUCCAAGGAUUGUACUGUAAAGAUCUGGAACAAUGACCUGGCCAUCUCACUCCUGCAUAGUUCCAACAUGAGGCCUUACAACUGGAGUUACACCCAGUUUUCCCAGUUCAACCAGGAUGACACACUGCUCCUUGUGUCAGGAGUCUUCUUGGGGCCCCACAAUUCUUCAUCAGGAGAGAUUGCUGUCAUCAGCUUGGACAACUUUGCUCUCCUCUCACGAGUACGAAAUAAGCCAUAUGAUGUGUUUGGAUGCUGGCUUAAUGAAACCAACUUGAUCUCUGGGAAUCUACACCGGAUUGGAGAUGUCACAUCCUGCUCUGUGCUCUGGCUCAACAAUGCCUUUCAGGAUGUCGAGUCAGAGAAUGUUAAUGUGGUGAAGCGGCUCUUCAAAAUCCAGAACCUCAAUGCCAGCACAAUCCGCACUGUGAUGGUGGCAGACUGCAGUCGCUAUGACAACCCUGACCUCCUGCUGGAUGCGGGACCCCAGCCAGCUUCUGUCACCACCUCUCCUUGUCGGGUUUUUGACCUGGGCAGUGAUAAUGAAGAAGAAGAUGGCUGGGAUCAACCCCCACCAGAGACCCAGUCCCUGCGGGGCUCCAAGGAGGGGUUGCGGCGCUUCCUAGAUGAUAUCAUGGAGGGGCGGGCUCGACCCGUCUUGUCAGAGCAGGAGCUGGAGAGCAAAGUUGCAGAGUUUCUGGCCCAGAGACGGACCAAAGCUCCAGAGGCCAACAUAGAGAGCAGUGACAAGAAGAAAUAUUUGAUCUUUACCACUGGCUGUCUCACCUAUUCCCCACACCAGAUAGGGAUUAAGCAGAUCCUUCCUCACCAAAUGACAACAGCAGGGCCAGUGCUGGGAGAGGAGCGGCGUUCAGAUGAAUUCUUUGACUCAUUGGAUCAUGUGAUCGAUAUCCACGGACACAUCAUUGGGAUGGGCCUGUCACCUGACCACAGGUACCUGUAUGUCAACAGCCGCUCGUGGCCCAGUGGCUCAGUGGUGUCAGACCCCAUGCAACCACCACCUAUUGCUGAGGAGAUUGACUUACACGUGUUUGACCUUAAGACUAUGAAGGAGGUGAAGAGGGCCCUCAGGGCCCACCGUGCCUAUACUCCCAAUGAUGAGUGCUUCUUCAUUUUCCUUGAUGUCAGCAGGGAUUUUGUUGCCAGUGGUGCCGAAGACCGACACGGCUACGUCUGGGACCGACACUACAACAUCUGCUUGGCCAAGCUCCGGCACAAAGAUGUGGUCAACUCUGUGGCCUUUAGUCCCCUGGAACAGGAGCUGUUGCUGAGUGCCAGUGACGAUAAUACCAUCAAAGUAUGGCGGUCUCCCCGCACCGUGCGCAUCCACCAAGCCUCUCGUCCACGGCCCCGUCCACUCUUCUUCUCCUGGCUGGGCAGCCAAAAGAGCUGAGGAAUCCCUUCUUACUAUCUUGAACUGACAAGUUCUUCUGAGGAGCAGAUACCUUGGUUUGCAGGGGAUUGUUCUAAGUGCCCAGGCCAUCAACAAAUCAGAGAGAAGUCAGACUGGUGCGGCUGGUCUGACCCAGAGGACCAUGUCCCUCACCAAGCAAUGACUUCCAUCUUGCUCUCCUUCAGGAACUGACUAGAGAGCCUGCCAAGUGACAGUGCCCGUCACCCACUUGUUUGGGACUCUCUUUUGUUGAUGGCAUCUUGGUACCGAGCUGAAGUCCUUUCCCAUUCUUGAGCUUGCAGCAUUUCUGCCACAAGAUGAGGCCUAGCCAUUAACACGAACCAUUUGGGGGGCACAGUCUGUGUGGGAUAGCAAUGUUGGCAGAAUUAGAGGAGAAAGAAGAGUUCAGACACAGACUGCUUCACCUCCGCCCUCCUCACCCUACCCUCACUCCUUCAAUUCUAGCACAGGGACAACUGAGUAGGAUUUAUGAUUAGAAAUAAUUUUACAAAAUAGGUUAUUUGAACCUUCCUUUUGCUUAGGUUUCAAUGUGUUCUAUUUCAAAGCUAGGAUUCCCAAUUUUUGAGGUUUCUAAGAAAGCUUAGUUGUAUGGGCUUAUCAGGUAGACCUGGGCCCCCUCUCAGAGGAGUUGCUCACUACCCACCUGGAAGCUAGAGACAACCAUUCUGAUCAAGGACUCAUCUCCUUAGAGGUUUUCACUUUACACUUUUUCUUUUUGUAACACUACAGUUUAUUUCACAUUUUCCCAUUGACUCACUAAAGAUAAAUGUUUCUCAAAUCUGGCUCAAAUGAGUUCAUUUGGUCCUUGAGACUUGCUUUGGUUAAAAAAGAGCUUCUUAGCUUGCUUGAACCCAGUUUGGACCUAAAGCUCUUCUGUUGCUUUGGCCUAUCUGGGGAUUUACAAACAGUUGGCACUGCUGACAGAUUCAACCUAUUAAAGAAUGAUACAGUUACUACAGGGUCCAGGGAUGGAGGUGGCUCCUUCCCCAUACUCUGAGGCUUUGCCCCAUUCUUUUCUUAAAUAACUUAUUUUGAACACCAGCAUCUAAGUAGCUUGUAACUUAGUCUGGGGCCAAUCUGGGAAGCUGCAGGGAAGGGUUGUUGGAUCUACCUUGGUGAAAACUGUUGGGCAUAGGUCCUUGUGGGGUCCUAGGAUCAACUGCAUGUCUGCCUCUCCAGUACACCUCACUCCAGCCCUGAAUAAACAUUGAAUACCCCUUG
Molecule: messenger RNA, 3134 nt
Organism: Antechinus flavipes (yellow-footed antechinus)
Lineage: Eukaryota; Metazoa; Chordata; Mammalia; Dasyuromorphia; Dasyuridae
Gene: FBXW5
Product: F-box and WD repeat domain containing 5
Exons: 9
Coding region: 153-1892 (579 amino acids)
Biological process (GO): protein ubiquitination
Cellular component (GO): Cul4-RING E3 ubiquitin ligase complex; SCF ubiquitin ligase complex
Molecular function (GO): protein binding
Source: RefSeq, a predicted model, not a curated record